CGAUCGUAUUUGAAUGUAGUCGCAAUCGCCACUGCCAGCUAGAAAAUGAAAAGAAUUUGCGCAUUUCUCAUAAUGUCCCUGCAUUGGACGUCUAUAAUCACGCAAGACCCUGAAGUUGUGCAAUCAUGCACAAAAUACAAAAAAGAUGUCUUUGAAGAGCAAGUGGCCUUUAGUCACUUCUUUCCCAAUGCGCCAGUCGAAUAUGAAACUCUGGACAAUUGUCACGGGGCUCGACCACUGAUUGUUGGCGGAAUGCCAGCGGAGGGUAAGGAAUUUCCACAUAUGGCUCGCUUGGGUCAUCGUCGUGCUGCUGACGCCGAUGGAAAAACGGCAACUGACUGGUUCUGUGGCGGAACUUUGAUAAGCGAUCGUUUUGUGCUCACAGCAGCGCAUUGUUUCUACUCUAUAAGAGGCGUGGUCAAUAUUGUGCGAUUGGGUGAGCUGGACUUCGACUCGGACAAAGAUGAUGCGGACCCGGAGGAUUUCGGGGUUCGCAGCUAUAAGGAGCAUCCGAACUAUGAUAAUUCCCUACUCUACGAUGAUAUAGGACUUGUUGAACUGGACGAGCCCGUUAAAUUCAAUUAUUACAAACACCCAGCAUGUCUGCCCUACGAUGAUGGUAGCCGUCACAACACCUUUAUAGCCAUUGGCUGGGGCCACAAGGCGCUUGUAGGCAGUGAUUCCAACAUGCUCCUGAAAGUCAAAUUGAACGCGUACAACAAUGUCUGUCGCUACAAAAUCGAGUCAUCCGAUGAGCUACCCCGUGGCUUCAAUGCAACCACACAGCUCUGCAUUGGCUCCAGUGAACUAAAGGAUACCUGCACCGGUGACUCAGGGGGCCCAGUCCUGGACUACCACAAGGACUACCCUUGCAUGUACCAUGUUCUGGGCAUUACCUCAACCGGCAUUGGCUGUGGCACACCCAAUAUUCCCGGUGUCUACACUCGCGUUCACUUCUACUUGGAUUGGAUAAAGCGAGAAAUUACCAAUACUUCAAAGAACUGACGGCACUUAUAAAUUUCAUGGAAUCGCGUUAUAACUAUAGAUUUUCUAGCAGUUAUAGAUGUUUACAAUGAACAUAUCUGUAAAAUGUUUGUGUUAAUUUGUUCUUCGCUGGAAACUAUUAGAGUCUAUAAAUAUGAAAGCAAGUGUGUUAGUUGAGUCGAAGCUGAGGGUUUUUUAAUCGAUUAUACGACUUUAACGAACAUUCUAUAUAUGUAUAUAUGUAUGUAUGUAUGUAAAUUAAAUGAGAAAUUGUACUGAUGUAAUUAGAGAAGUGUAAUUAGAGAAGUGGUA
Scaptodrosophila lebanonensis is the source of this 1296-nucleotide messenger RNA. RefSeq names its product venom protease-like. The transcript has 3 exons. Gene Ontology annotation, molecular function: serine-type endopeptidase activity. The coding region runs from base 46 to 1005 and encodes 319 amino acids. Lineage: Eukaryota; Metazoa; Arthropoda; Insecta; Diptera; Drosophilidae. The record is from RefSeq and is a predicted model, not a curated record. Gene Ontology annotation, biological process: proteolysis.